ACGUUUCGUCCGAAAUAGAGCCAUCAUCCAUAGCCGAAGCGGUGUUGCAGUUGUGUUUGUGGAUAAAUGCGGUGUCAGCUGUCAUCGAACUUGUGCAGACCCAAUGGGCGUAUUUAGUGCAAAAAUGAAAACACGCAUCGUUUCGAAUCCGAUCAGGUGCUUUUAGGCCCUCACAAUGAAUAUCAUGCGAAAGUUGCGAGGUGGAGGCGGUGGCACCCCUUCCGCCUCCUCAUCAGACAUAUCAGACGGCGGCCCCGGUUCCCCUCACACCCAAUUGGGUCUGAUGCAUCUCAAAAAGCUUUUCUCGGAGUACACGCACCCGUCACAUCCAUUAACAGACCAAGAGCGGGAUGAUAAACUUUACAACAUGCUCCCGCUUUUUUGCAAGGUCUUCGGAUCGAGUCCCACGUGCGACAUGAAUGAGAAAUUCUGGGACAUACUCGCGUUCUGCCACCAAGUGUCGCUCCUUAUGGUGUCGGAAAUAAGGAAGCGGGCCUCGAAUCAGAGCACGGAAGCGGCGAGCUGUGCCAUUGCGAAAUUUCUAGAAAUUGAAAAUUGCGAAGAGUCGAGCAAUGGGUGGAUGCUUCUAAGCACUUUGAAUCUUUUAGCGGCGGGAGAUGCGACUUUAGUCCAGGUCAUGUCCGAGGUUUCGGUCCCGUCAACGUUAGUCAAAUGCUUGUACUUGUUCUUCGAUUUGCCGGAAAUGUCCGAACAGGAAGCCAACAGUAAAGACUCAUCUAGUGAUUUCACGCCACGCGAAAGGAGAAUCCUGCUCCAGAAAAUUUUUGUACAAUUAUUGGUCCGUCUGUGUAGUCAUCGAAUUCCCGCCGAAGAAUUGGCUCGGAAGGACGACCUGACGUUAUUAUUUUCUGCUAUCACUUCAUGGUGUCCCUCACACAACGUCAUGUGGAGGAAAAGUGCAGCCGAAGUCCUAAUGACCCUCUCCCGGCAUGGGCUUACGCCCCCUGUUGUGGGCUACAUCCACUCAAAAGGCUGCGUCGCUUUGUGUAUAGAAAACAUGAAAAGAGUACCUGAAUUAGCACCACUAGAAUUAGUCGAAAUGUUCGUAACCGUUUUUUGUUUUUUGAAAGAUUCGAGCGAAGUCUCCUCGACGCUUUUAGACGACUUUAGGCAAGCUCAAGGUUAUUUGUUCUUGUCGGAUUUUUUACUCAAAUUGGAAAGUGAAAAGUCGAGUGAGGCACAAGAAUCGAUCCGAAAUCUAGUUCUUAUGGUCACUUCGUUGUGCAUGUGUGGGUAUAUUGAGCUGAAGCCGUCACAGGCCUCCACUGGUUCGUUAUUUCAAAUGCAAGGUUUUACGCUACCGCAGCCCUCGGGGCGCGGCACCAGUGUGCGCAAUAUUCAAGCAUUUCACGUAUUACAGAGCACAUUCCUGAAAUCUAACUCUCCCCUCCUGUGCUGCACAAUCCUGGACGCAAUCUCAAGCAUUUACCACUCGGACAACGCCAAUUACUUCAUCCUCGAAAACCAAAAUACUCUGAGCCAGUUCACCGAAAAAAUCCACUACAAGUCUGAAGAAAUCCAAAGCAAACUGUUCGAAAUGAUCGAGUUUCUCGUAUUCCAAUUAAACUUCGUACCUUGCAAAGAGCUAAUCUCCAUGUCAAUUUUCCUCAAAACCCAUAGUUUAAACCACGUAGACUGUAGUAUAUUAUGUGUACAGACCCUGUUGAACAUAUUGAAACACAACGUUAUAUUUAAAGAUGUUUAUCGCGAAGUUGGCAUGUUGGAAGUUUUCGUUACUUGUUUAAACCGUUAUUUAACUUUCCUCGAAGAGAAAAAAUCCAAGCCCGAGUUUAAAAUACCCCCCGGUCAGGAAAAACUGGGGACCCUUAUCGUGGAAGCCCUCACUCACCUCCUGGCUGGAAACCCGUCAAACGCCACGGUUUUACGCGAAUGUGGCGGAGCCAAAUGCGUGCAAGAACUAGUCCAGUAUUCCGAGUGUCGAUACUCGGCGUUAGGUAUCAUCAAAGAAUUGGUUCUCACCACGGGAGGUGACGAAGACAUGGCCCAACUCCUCACAACUCUGCAUUCCGCUCCAAGAACCGCACUCCAACUCAAAAUCGAUAUUCUGGAAGCUCUGAAGUUGUGUCUGAAGGAGUCGCACCGAACUCGGACUGUUUUUCGUAAAGUCAACGGGUUCGUUUACGUGACGAGUGUUUUGGUGGCGUUGGAGGGAAAGUUGCGGCAGAAGGAGACAAAUCCGGAGGUUCUAACACUCCUACAGUUGGUUUUUCAUACGAUUUCGACCGCCAUGAGAUUCGAACCGGCCAAUGCCAAGUUCUUCUACCACGAAAUUUGCAAAACUAGUCUUUGUGAUACUCUUAGAUUAUUAGGCUGUUUCACCGACAAAGUCGAUGUUAUCAAAGAAUGUGAUUCGGAAGCACCAAGCAAUGACUUGCAAGAUGUUUAUCACAAGUUGUUUGUCGGAUCUGUUACGAAUCCUGAGUUGUCGGACUUAGUGGCCCCGUCUCUCUCAUACGCCACCAUCACCUACCGCCUCCUCUACGACUUGGCUCUCGACCUUUUCGACAAACCUAACGUCAUCCUCAUGAAAUCCCCGUCCUUGUCCCGGCAAGCUUCCAUCGAACCGCCCCCUAACUCCGGUAAACGCUCCAUCAACUCCCUCAACCUCACUCCCCCAAUCCCCGACCCGAUCAUAGUCCACCCAGGGGUCGUAGUUGCAAUGUUACAACUCCUCCCUUGUAUCAACUCAUCAGACCCCGGCCUCACCCUCCAGUUAUACAUUUCGGAAGUGAUCAAAUCCCUCGUGCGGAGUGAACGUAACCAACAAGUCAUGUGUGAUAAAGAAUUCGUCGGUUAUUUGCUCUCGAUCGGGUCAACCCCCAUUCAAAACGAGACGCACCCCCUCCAUGGGCCCCUCCAAUACAUGCUAGAACGUCUGGCAGCCCAGGCUUUGGAACCCACCGAUUUACGCAAUUUCCUCCGUUUGGGGAACCCCCUGUGUUGCCUGGCGUUGGAGAGUAAGGAGCAGGGGGGAGGUCCGGUGCCUUUGACACGGAUCAAAACCUUGGUCUCGAUGACUACUCCGAAGGAUUUCCGGGCGCAGUCGUCGUACACUCUUCCGCCUUUUGUGGAGUUUGACAUGUCGGCGGAGGGGUUCGGCUGUUUGUACCUCCCGAGUAUCGCUCCACAGUCCACUGCAGCCCCAAGUGUUGUCUCCACUUUGGAUAGUAGUGUCUUGGGGGGGAUUGGGUCAGGAGAUCGCUUGUUUCCACCACAGACAGGCUUGAGCUACUCCACUUGGAUUUGUGUUGAUAAAUUCUCUGACCCGAGAACUGAUCCACACUGCGUACGGUUGUUGACCCUUGUCAGGAACUUCAACGCGGCACGGGAGGACCACUUGGUGUGCCUCUCUAUCGUGCUGUCAGCGAGGGACAAGGCCAUUAUCGUAUCAACCCAAGAGACUCACAUUCCGCACCAUGUAGGUGAUUGGGAGCCGGAGGGCUCUGGCGAGCACGGAGCAAGGGUCUGGUGCCCCGACAUCCUCCAAGAAGGCCAAUGGCACCACAUUGUCGUGGUCCUGAACCGGGCUGUUCUUAAAAACUCGUCCUUUGCCCUGUAUCUCGAUGGCCAACAACUCCACGCGCAAAAAAUGCACUACAUAUCGCAAAACCCAGGUGGAGGGAGUGCCAAUCUAACGGUGGCUUCGUCCGUUUAUGGUUUUAUUGGAACCCCCCCAGCUUGGAGGAGGUACUCCCGACUGUGUUGGAAGCAAGGCCCUUGUCACUUGUUCGAAGAGGUUCUAACCCCAGUCGUGGUCUCCCAAAUGUUCCAUUUGGGGCCUCACUACAUGGGCUCUUUCCUCGCCCCAAACCUCAACACUUCGGACACAAUGCAGUUGGUGUCGGAGGAAAAAGUCGUAUUCGGACUCAACGCUAAAGCCGUUUCGCAACUCACGUUGAACAAAAUCCGGAAAGUUUACAGUCGGACUGACAACAAAUCAAUUGCCAAACAACUCGGAAUGUCGAGUCAUGAAAGUGCCACUCCGAUUCGGAUUUUGCACAAUUCGGCCGGACAUUUAGCCGGGUCUGCUAGGAGUUUAGGCGGAGUCGUUAUCGGGUAUUUAGGGGUUAGAGUUUUUUGCCCGCGACCUGUUGCCACGACUAUUGACACUGUCGGUGGCUGUUCCGUGUUAUUGGGCUUGAUUGCGAUGGCGCAAGACGUGGAAAGUUUAUACGCCGGUGUGAAAGCCCUAGUUUGCGUCGUUAAAAGCAACAAAGUGGCGCAAGCCGAAAUGGACCGCAAGCGGGGCUACCAGACCUUAGCCAUGCUGCUGAGGCGCAAACGGGUGCUCCUUAACUCGCAUAUCUUACACCUCGCCUUCAGCCUCGUCGGCACGGUGGACAGCGGCCGGGAGUCCUCAGCCAUCCCCAACCGAACGGCGUUUCAGGACCUCCUGUGCGACUUGGAAGUCUGGCACGAAGCCCCCGGCGAACUCCUCCGCUCCCACCUGGAGCACUUGUACGAACUCGCCGCCGAAUCUAACGAGAAACGCAACAACACGUGGAUAAUGCGCGACUUGCAACUCGUCGAAAAACUCCUCCACAUCACGCCCGAAGUCACACAUAACGCCACGCGGCAAGUCCUCUUCUCCCUGCUUUCGGUGCUCUUAGGGGGGCAACCGCGCCAACCCGACUUGUUGCUGUUCGGGCAAUUCAUCGCAGCGACACUUCCCCAAUCGUCAAACGUUAACGAAAAACCGCUAGUUUUGCGUGAAAGUGACUCGGAGAAGGAAGGCGAAGGCGAGAAUAUUCUCCUGAGGAACCGCUGUUUGGGGCUGGUGCAUUCUAUGCUUUUUGCGCAGAGAAACAUCGUCGGGGAGGAAAUCGCGCGCACGUUGGGGUUUGACUGGAUCUUGCUUUUCAUGCAACCGAAUUUACACGCCACGACAGUGGUCUGGGGGUUGAGGAUUUUAGUGGUGAUGUGCUCAAACCCCGGACUUAUGAAUCGAUUCCGCGAUGGUAGUAGCAAUGGCGGGUGGUUGCGCUACACGGAACAAGUCACUCACAAUAAAAUGGCAGUAGUUUUAGGAUGCCACAUGAACAGUAACCAAGGUAAUGACACCAAAUCGGAAGCCCUCCACAUUCCCGGGUUUCAAUACUUGGGAUGGCUUCUCCCGUCGCAUUUGGACGUCCCGGAAAUUUAUUUCCUACUAACUGCCCUUAUAAUGGGGGUGCCGGUCAAGCUUUUACCAGCCGAGACAAAGUUCGAUUUGGACGCAAUUUGGACGUUUCUCUGGGGCAGCUCCAUAAGCAACCAACCGGCGACUAGUGUGGCCCCCCGGAUUUGCCUUUGUCCCGAAGCUGUUGUCGUUUUAUUGACAAUGGCAAGGUCCAUGCUCCACACCAGCGACUCGACUUUACCCGAGUGGUUGCAAAACCACCCCAUUUCAAUCAUCCAAGUUCUGUUCCAAUUGUACCACAACAUGCCCGACUUUAUGCCCAUUUUUAUGUCGUCUGAGGUGCUCGGGGCCUUGGCUGGGGUCCUGUUCCCCCCACCUGUGGUCUCAAGCAUGGAUAGUGGGGAUAGUAGCGGUGCCUCUACUCCCGCGGGUGACGAGACCGAAGUUAUUGUCGUGCCGAGAACUCCAGACGAGGAUCCAUUGACUACGCAUCCGGUCAGACAGUUUAUUAUCGAUUUUAUUCGGGUUAUUGUGGUCGAUUCGUUAAGUUUGUCCACGACAGGGAAAGCUUCACCGGUUAUUGACCUGGUUUUGGAUGCGUUUCCGGUCAAUUCAACCGCGUCUCAACAAAUUUGCUACCAGACGGAAAUUUUAGUCACUUUGAUGGACCAUCUCCUAGCUGCGGAUAUGCUAGUGGGGGACCAGGCGGCAAUCCCGGUUGUGCCACUGGCCAAUGCCCACAUUCAACACGUUACACCUAACGUGUUCUAUCUGACGGCGCGGAUUGUUGAUAAACUGUGGCAAGGGUCCUUAACUAAGGACCCACAUGAAGUUUUCGAUUUCAUAGUCAAGUUAAUCGGGCAAGCAAAACGCCGCACCGGUAAUCUCUCACUUGAGUGUCUCUACCAUUGUCUCAAUCGCAGUAUUUUGUUCCUCCUGUCCCGCCCUACUGACACCAUCGCCGAUCAAAUGUCGGUGUUGGAAGCCUUACACAAACUGACAACCAAUCGUUUGAUUGUGUUCGGAGCCGGCAAUCACGAAUUAGAUUUCAUUGGGUGCCUUACUUACUGCCUUCUCCAGUUAACAGCCGAUAUGAAAAUCAUGUUGGAGUCAAACAUGCGAACAACCUGGCAUGUUAACCCAAGCAGUGAUCUUGAAUCACGCGAUGAGCAAUUAAACGCCCAUCAAGGGCGCAAUUUAAUGGCAGGGGCGGCUUUACGCGUGUGGGAAGAACUCUACGUUUGCAAAAAACCAGCAAUUGAGGAGGUUUUUAAAGUCACACUGGCGUUCCCGAACCCGGGUUGCAAAGCACCCGACUUGACAAUAGUCCGGGAGCAAGUGUUCGACGCUGCGUCCAAACUAUGGCUCAACUAUGUCGACGCCGAACGUAAAGCAACCUAUCGAGUCCCUUGGGAGUUACACAACCAAAUCCAAUCGAAAAUCCAUAAAGUUACAGGCGGUUUAACCCGCUUAGCCAGUCGGACUAAAGUCCGAAAGGACGACACAAUGCGAAUCAAAAUCAGGAUGAGCAAAAAACAAGCCUUACAAUGGAUGAUAAACCACGUGAACCUCCUCCGGGAAUUCGUAGAAAUGCGCCGCCAACAACACCAAAACACCACCCAACACACCCAGAGAUACGUCCACCAAGAGUGGCUCCAAACCGAAAACGAGCUGACACGGGAACGGGGACUUUGGGGCCCCCCUGAGCCCUGCUACCUCGACAAAUGGAUGCUGGACAUGACUGAAGGGCCCCACAGGAUGCGCAAGAAGACAAUGAGGAACGAUCUCUUCUACCUGCAUUACCCCUACCGGCCCGAACACGAGAAAGGCUUACUCAAGUAUAAAGUCGCAACGAGCCACCACAGUAAAAUCUACUACCAGGCGGUUCAAAACAAAAGAACCGGGGUUACGGGUUUAACCGAACCAGAACGGGCCGAUAGUAUCGUGGAUGAACCGUCACCGCUGCCACUGACCCCGCUUCCGCCCCUGGCCAGGCUCAAGUCGGACCCGGACGACCAACAGGAGGAGAAUGACGUGGAGGAGGAACCCUCAGCACCGCCGGAUAACCAAACCUUGAUGAGGCUUCUAGAAGAGAACGAGAAGAUUUCGCACAUGUUUCGCUGCGCCCGCAUUCAAGGCUUGGACACAACCGAAGGGUUGUUGCUAUUCGGACAAGAACAUUGCUACGUCGUUGAUGGUUUCACUCUGUUGAAGAAUCGCGAAAUUCGGGAUAUUGAGGGUGUGCCGAAUAACGCGCACGAGUACGAACCCAUUUUGCCCAACCCUGGGUCGCCUAGAAGGUCGCGCGCUAUGCGCCAGUGCUCCAAAUUUUCAUACGAAGACAUCAGAGAGGUGCACAAGCGGCGGUACCUCCUGCAGCCGAUGGCCCUGGAGGUGUUUUCCGGGGACGGCCGGAACUACCUCCUGGCUUUCCCCCGGAAAGUCCGGAACAAGGUGUAUCAGCGUUUCAUGGCCAUGGCCACUGGGAUCGCUGAUAGUGCCCAACAGUCGGUCGCGGGUCAGCGCCGGACGGCCAAUGUCGAACAAGCAACGAGUCUUUUAAGCAAUUUGAUUGGCGAGACGAGUGUGACACAACGCUGGGUCAGAGGCGAAAUCUCAAAUUUCCAGUACUUGAUGUACUUGAAUACUUUAGCCGGCCGUUCGUAUAACGAUUUGAUGCAGUACCCGGUGUUUCCCUGGAUCUUAGCCGAUUAUGACUCGGAAGAGCUCGACUUAACCGACCCGACAACUUUCCGUGACUUCACCAAACCGAUGGGAGCCCAAAGCCCCGAACGUUUGGAGCAAUUCCGGAAACGUUUCAAAGAAUGGGAUGACCCACACGGGGAAACCCCUCCGUACCAUUAUGGGACGCACUAUUCUAGUGCCAUGAUCGUGUGCUCGUAUUUAGUCCGAAGUGAGCCUUUCACGCAACAUUUCCUGAGGUUACAAGGCGGACACUUCGAUUUAGCCGACCGUAUGUUUCAUUCGGUCAAAGAGGCUUGGUUAUCGGCCUCCAAACACAAUAUGGCCGAUGUGAAGGAGCUGAUUCCUGAAUUUUUCUACCUACCUGAGUUUUUGGAGAACUUGAAUCAAUUUGAUUUGGGGGCGAAACAAAGCGGGGUUGCUUUGGGUGACGUGGUGUUACCACCUUGGGCCAAGCAGGACCCACGGGAGUUCAUAAGGGUUCACAGAAUGGCCCUGGAGUGUGACUACGUGUCACAGAAUCUCCACCAUUGGAUUGACCUCAUUUUCGGUUACAAACAGCAAGGACAGCCGGCUAUUGACUCGGUUAAUGUCUUCCAUCAUUUGUUCUACGAGGGAAACGUCGAUAUUUACAAUAUUGACGAUCCAUUGAAAAAGAAUGCAACUAUAGGUUUUAUUAAUAAUUUCGGGCAAAUUCCUAAACAAUUGUUCAAGAAACCACACCCUUGUAAAAAAAUGGGCGGAGGUAAUAACCGGACGUCGGUUAUUGAUACGGGGUCCCUAGUCCAAGCGUUCACUUUACCACAACCUGAGAAACUCUUUUUCCACCACUUAGACAACCUUAGACCCUCCUUACAGCCAAUUAAAGAAGUGAAAAGUCCCGUCGGCCAAAUCCUCCACGUGGAUAAAACAGUCCUCGCCGUCGAACAAAACAAAGUAUUAAUCCCAACGUUGUACAACAAAUACGUGGCUUGGGGCUUCGCUGACCACUCCCUAAGAAUCGGGAAUUACGACAGCGAUAAAGCCGUCUUCGUGUCCGAAAGCGUGGUCCAAAACAACGGCGAAAUCCUGGCCUGUGUUUGUCCCUCUCCCAAACUAAUCGUCACAGCUGGGACCAGUUCAGUGGUGACAAUCUGGGAAUUCGAAUCCCGGAAAAAAUCCCUCAACAUCAAACACAAUCUCUAUGCACACACGGACGCAGUGACGUGUCUCGCUGCAAGUCCCGCAUACAACGUCAUAGUUUCGGGGUCCCGGGAUUGCACCGCAAUCAUUUGGGACUUAUCCCGAGGGAUUUUCGUGCGACAGUUACGGGGUCACGCUGGACCCAUCGCCGCAGUCGCCGUGAACGACCUCACAGGGGACAUUGCCACGUGUGCGGCCACGUGGCUUCACGUCUGGAGCAUAAACGGGGACGAGCUGGCGAGUGUCAACACGUGUGUCGGGAGGGCUGACAGAAUGCAGCAAAUUCUGUGUGUGGCGUUCUCGCAAACGCACGAAUGGGACUCGUUGAAUGUCGUGAUGACGGGGUCCACAGAUGGGGUCACAAGGAUGUGGUCGAUUGAAUACGUGCAAGUGCCCGACGAGACCAACACCAACAUGGAACCAAAGCACCAGAGUCCGGUCCGGCCGACUCCGAUCCACCACCGUCUAGUCAAGCAGAUCAAUGUUUCAAACGACAGCUCUCUGAGUUUGAUGAAAUCGGGCUCCGAGAGCAGCUUAUCCGAAGACAAUAAUACGAGGCGACCUUCGAUCGAUCGUCAAGCGAGCUCCAAGGAGUGGAGAAGUGAGCAACAAAACGAAAAGGAAACGUGCAGUGACACUGAGGAGCCUUCACCUCCGAUACCUGUGCGGAGGCGACGGUCACGAGUGCAUGGAGGGUUCAGGAAGAGUGAAGGUGGUAACAGCGCCGAUAAUGCUAGUCUGGACGUCGACGACGGCACCAGCAUGCGGACCAGCAAGUCCGACACUAGCCUGACCGAUUCGUUCGUUAUGGUGCCAGAGAGUAAGAAACGAACUGUGAAUCCUAUGAACGUCCUCAGGCCAGGGUUCAAGUGGCAGCGCCAGCUGGUCUUCAGGAGCAAACUGACAAUGCACACCGCCUACGACCGCAAGGACAACGCGGAGCCCGCCUCUAUCACAGCCCUGGCGGUCUCAAAAGACCACCGCAGCGUCUACGUGGGAGACACCCGCGGCAGGGUUUUCUCUUGGAGCGUCUGCGACGUUCCGGGUCGGGCGGCCGACCACUGGCUCAAGGACGAAGGAGCCGACUUUUGCGCUUCGUGCAAUAUCAGGUUUACAAUUUACGAAAGGAAACACCAUUGUCGCAAUUGCGGACAAGUGUUUUGCUCGAAAUGCAGCCGAUUCGAGAGCGAAAUCUCACGGUUGCGUAUUCUGAAACCGGUGAGGGUUUGUCAGACGUGUUACGCCACUCUCAAGUCAGAAAAAUAGAGUUUUUUGUAAGUAUGUUAGUGUAUAGAGUACCAAAAUAGUAAACAGAAAACGUAUUAUUUAUUAUGAUAUUGGGUGUGAUUUUAUUAUUGUUUUUAUUUAUGAGAUAUUUUAGCCGUUUUUAACACGUGUUGUAUUGUUUUUUAUUAUUUUUAAUACAUAAAUGUUUACAUCAGGUUUUUUGUUAUGAUGUUUUUGUGAUAUUUACAUUGUAGUAUUUUUUAUGCAUAUAAGUGUUUUGCUUAGCUAAAGUAUUAUUUUGAAGCAAAGCAAUAUGUAUUUAGAACAAUAAUAUCUGUUGCCUGGUAUACUGUAAAUGUUGAUUUUAUGGAAUUUGUGUACAAUAAUGUGUAAGAUAGGUUUAGUGCAAUUCCGUGCGAGAAAGAUAAAUUUCAUUAUGAUUGAUAUUAUUUUUGUAUUCAACAAUGGACCGAAUUUGUUAGACUGUAGGUAAAAGAGGUGUGCACUGGCAUCUGUAGACAAUAUACAAGUGCACUAUUGUGCAUUCCAAAGUAUAUUUCCUUAUAUUUGAUAAAUGUAUGUGAUAUUGUAGAUUCUAGGUUUAGCAAAUUGUAAAUAUGCCAUGUCUUGAUUAUAUAAUAAUAAAAAAUAUAGUAACUUGCAAAAACAA
Molecule: messenger RNA, 10943 nt
Organism: Tribolium castaneum (red flour beetle)
Lineage: Eukaryota; Metazoa; Arthropoda; Insecta; Coleoptera; Tenebrionidae
Gene: bchs
Product: blue cheese
Exons: 20
Coding region: 176-10312 (3378 amino acids)
Molecular function (GO): protein binding; metal ion binding
Source: RefSeq, a predicted model, not a curated record